Messenger RNA from Apis laboriosa (Himalayan honeybee), 1037 nucleotides. RefSeq names its product homocysteine S-methyltransferase-like. The coding region runs from base 1 to 960 and encodes 319 amino acids. Gene Ontology annotation, biological process: S-methylmethionine cycle. The transcript has a single exon. Lineage: Eukaryota; Metazoa; Arthropoda; Insecta; Hymenoptera; Apidae. The record is from RefSeq and is a predicted model, not a curated record. Gene Ontology annotation, molecular function: zinc ion binding; S-adenosylmethionine-homocysteine S-methyltransferase activity.
AUGCAAGAAGUGAGGGUAUUAGAUGGUGGAUUUUCUACACAAUUAGCAACUCAUGUUGAUGAUACAAUAGAUGGUGAUCCAUUAUGGACAGCACGUUUCCUUGUUACAAAUCCUAAUGCAAUUAUUUCUACACAUUUGGAUUUUUUGAAAGCUGGAGCAGAUAUAAUUUUAACAAACACUUAUCAAGCAUCUAUUGAUGGCUUCUCAAAAUAUAUGAAUAUUACAGAACAAGAAAGUCUUGAUAUCUUUUCUAAAGCUGUAGAUUAUGCUAAAGAAGCUGUGAAUUUGUAUAAAAAAGACAUAGAAAAUAAAGGAAAUAUAAUAAAUGCAAAUCCAUUGAUUGCUGGAUCAAUUGGACCAUAUGGAGCUUGUUUACAUGAUGCUUCAGAAUAUAGUGGCAAAUACUGUUCAAAUGUAACAGAAGAAUUUCUUAUAAAUUGGCAUAGACCACGUAUUCAAAAAUUAAUAGAUAAUGGUGUUCAUAUAUUAGCUAUAGAAACAAUUCCAUGUAAGCAAGAAGCAGAAGCAUUGAUUAAAUUAUUAAAAGAAUUUCCAAAUAGUAAAGCUUGGUUAUCUUUUUCAUGUUGUAAUGAUGGAAAAAGUAUAGCAGAUGGAACUAAUUUUCAACAAAUUGCAAUGCAAUGUUAUAAAAAAGCUUUACCAAAACAAAUUUUAGCAAUUGGAGUCAAUUGCACUGCACCACAAAAUGUAACUAAAUUAUUAAAAGGAAUUAAUGAAAAUAAUAAGCAAGAAUUUAUACCAUUAGUAGUAUAUCCUAAUAGUGGUGAAAAAUAUACAAUAGAAAAUGGUUGGACAAUAAAAGAUGAAGAAUGUCCUUUACAUGAAUUUAUAUAUGAGUGGCUUACUUUAGGUGUUCGGUAUAUAGGUGGAUGCUGUAGAACAAAUGCCACUGAUAUAAAGAAAAUACGAUCAGAGGUAGAGAAAUGGAAAAGAAAUUAAAUGCUUAAAUUGUAUUAUAUGUUGUAAAUGUGUAAUAUGUAAAUAAUCAUACAUGAUGCAAAAUAAAAAUAAAUCAA